Coregonus sp. 'balchen' is the source of this 27958-nucleotide messenger RNA. The record is from the annotation of a GenBank genome assembly. Lineage: Eukaryota; Metazoa; Chordata; Actinopteri; Salmoniformes; Salmonidae.
AUGGUACUGCAUCAUUAAUUAUUUUGUUCUAUAUCCAGACAUUUGAGCAGCAUGGAAUGUUAUGCAUUAUGGCAUCAAUGAUUCUGACAAUGAUCAAGUCUGUGUUUUAUACUAUGAGUGACAACGAUUCCUGUUUGUGUUUUCUCUCUCUCUCUCUCUCUCUCGCUCUCUCUCCCCUCCCCCCUCCCUUCCUCCAGUCGCAGCCCAGACAGUACUCACCCACUUCUGUGGCACAGGUCGCCGUGAAUCCAGCACAAUUUGAGGUAACUUUAACACACACCUCUAACUUUGCUCAGGCAUCACCUUUUCUUUGGAAUAGGUCUUAGACCAAUCUGGCUUCCAGUCUAUUUGACCUUUGACCCCUUCUUUGGGCGAUGUUUGGUACUAUUAAUGUCUUUCCUGUUUCAACAGAGUAGUGUGACCCAAUCAGGCAAAGGAUUGGUCACACCCAAAUCUGCAGGGAGUAGAAGAAUGGCUUAAGAAUUAAAUACAGGCUUAUGUUAUUCAGCUCAGCAAAUUCUUCCAACUGAAAUGUUUUAAACAUAUCCUGAAUUAUUCUAUAUGUUCUAUACGUUCUAUAUGUUCUAUAUGUUCUAUAUGUUCAAUACGUUCUAUAUGUUCUAUACGUUCUAUAUGUUCAGGAGGCUUGGUAAUGUACCUGUAUGCUUGUUAUUGUUAUGUGCUUGGCUUUAUUGAGGGAAAACAUGCAGCACUUCCUUGGGAAAGUUUUUAAAAUUCUUGACUCUGUAAAUGUGUUGAGCUCCAGACAUAGGUUGUUAAGAAAUAUGACAUACUGUACAAACCACAAGGUAAUUGCUUUCUAAGUUCUAUUAUUAGGACCAGCUUAGAUAGACACGCACAACAGUCAAUCUGAUCCCUACUUCUGUCAGUGCAAAAGCUCCACGCUGUAGAACUCUCUGCUAGUUGGUCUCUCUCCAGAAAAUAGAACGAUUAAGGAAAGAGAACGCCUCUAGUCGGCACACAUUGUACUGCACCUUCUUUAACUGGUUUCCAGCCCAAUAUUUAUAAUAAUAAUAAUAAUAGUGACAACAACAACAACAACAGGGCCUUAACAGAUUGGACAAACUGUUCUUUUGGUUUAAUGUUUUAGUUGUUGUGGAAAUUGGGUGGGCUGUGGGGGGACUGAACGUUUUCUUAUAAAUGGGUUUUAAUCAAAGCGCAACCAACAUUUCAACAUGGGUUUAGGUGUUUGUUGUGUCGUUGACCACUCAGGACAAAGGGAUUACAGAACUGGUUUACCCAGAGAAGUUAAAUCAGUUGUCUGAAUCUCUUCCCUGAAUUUAUUCCAAAAGUCUAUGCCCAGACAAUGCCAUGGUGAUGGCAUAGGGACGAGAUGCCAACCUGUGGUGGCGUAUUCACGUGUCGCUCAACUCCCCCUUUGGGCCUCUUCCAUGACAACGCAACAUAAAAUGUCACUUAUUCUGGUAUCUGCCUCUGCGUGAAACCCAGGGACAGGCUUUGGUUGAACGUGCAAAGCUAUUUUUCAAAACAGACUAUGUGUUUCAGUGUGGUGUGUUAUGUCAACAUAGUCACAUUUAACCAUGAUAGUUAUGUCACCUAAGCUGACAUACAGUAUUGAGUGUAUGGGAUAAUGAUGAUUGAUAAGGGUGUUUAAGGUUAUUUGAGUCAAAGACCUUACCCCUAGACUAGAGCUUUAUAGAUGCCCCUUAUAAGAACUUGACCUUGAGGUGCCCUCCUUCCGGUUAAAAUUAGUUUGGCUUGUGAAGCAGUGACAGACGGUUUGCUACACAGGAGAGCUACUCAGGUUUCACUUGUAUCAUACACAGGCAUGUGCUGCAUACCUAUAUACAGAUGUAGGAUCUUAAUUUGAUCACCCUGUUGCAGGAUAACAUUCCUGCAAUGCAGAACAUUUAAGAUUUUAGGUUUAAAAAGGAUUCUGAAGUUUGUAACUUCUACUUUUAUAUUUCCGACUUGAUUUUACCUUACGAAAAAUGUAUCAACCCCUCCAAAAAUGUCCAUUAAUUAUAAUCCACAUAAUAAUUAACAUUUCCUGUUGCUGCAGGAUUAUUAUCCUGCUGUAGCAAACUGGCUCAAAUUAAGAUCCUACAUCUGUACGCACAUGGUUAUGUAUAGUACCGAAUACAUCUGUACAGACUUUAUGAUCAUUUUUACUUUCCUAUGUUUUUCUUCUUCUCAGUCAUUUGUUGUUCGAUCACAAGGCACAGAAUGAAAUAGAGAAGCAAUUGGAUAAGGCAAGCUGAAAGUAAUCAUGUGACCGAGCCAAUCACAAUCCUUGUUGCAUUACAGAGUGCAUCUGCCGCCUCGACCAUGACUACAAAGCCAGGGGCGGUGUCCGUGACAAUGGGUGGCGCCACAGCAAGUGGUACCAAAGCGGGAGGAAGUCCUGCUACAGCAGGGACAACACAGAGAGGAACGGCCAAAGUGGUGAUACCAGAGGUAGACUGACAUAGCUGGGUCUAUGGAGAGUCCUUUGGGACAACCUUGGCAUAUUCUGACGUUCUUAACCCCCUUCCCUCAUUAACAUGGGUGUCUGUUACAUGGAAUAUUUCUUAUCCCUCUCUUUCUUCAUGCUCACCUUCAUCCUCUGAAACACUUCAUUCACAAAGUCUACAGCUGCUUGGGCUCUCUACCAUUGACUUCUUCACAGCUUUACCUAUGGUGCAUUCAGAUCUGCUUACGUCACCCUUCACCAUGACCUCAAAGAGCUUAAAUGAUUGAUUGUGCUAUUUUACAUGCUGGAGAAUGGGAUUAGGGCUCUUCACUGUCCAUUGGAAUGGUGCAUAAGUGUGUUGUUGGCUCGCUUUCUCAACCACAUUUCCAUAAUAUGUUCUGCGCCUGCUUCUUGGUUUGUAGACGGCACUUGUCUCUCCUAACGCUGCGGCAGCAGGUGCUACUAUUAUUGACAUACCAACACCUGGGACCAGAGGCAGUCCUAAAGACACCCCAACGGUAACUCCAUACACCCCUCCCCUAAAUAUAGUUAAUGAUUUCAUCCUCGGAAUCUUGUUGUGUAUGUGACCUCUGAAUGGCUGUUGGGUUUUAAGUUCCGGGUAGAUGUUGCCCAUAUACACAUAUCUAGGAUCAGCUUACUCUCCUCAAAUGCCUAACUUAACCAUAACUGCUGUGGGCGACGGGAAAAAUCUGGCGGGAAGUGAGCUGGCAACCUGAGGCUUGUGUGGCAGCUCCCCGAACCUCUCCAAAACCUGUCAAAUCAAAUACCAUUUUAUUUGUUGCAUGCGCCGAAUACAACAGGUGUACCGUGAAAUGCUUACUUACGAGCCCUUUCCCAACAAUGCAGAGUAAAGUGGUCAAUGCAAAUAGUCCGGGUAGCCAUUUGAUGAACUGUUCAGCAUUCUUAUGGUUAGGGGUAGAAGCUGUUCAGGAGCCUUUUGGUCCCAGACUUGCCGCUCCGGUAACGCUUGCCGUGCGGUAGCAGAGAGAACAGUCUAUGACUUGGGUGACUGGAGUUUUUGACUAUUUUUAGGGCCUUCCUCUGACACCGCCUGGUGUAGAGGUCCUGGAUGGCAGGGAGCUCGGCCACAGUGAUGUACUGGGCCGUACGCACUAUCCUCUGUAGCGCCUUGCGGUCGGAUGCCAAGCAGUUGCCAUACCAAGCGGUGAUGCAGCCAAUCAAGGUGCAGUUGUAUAACUUUUUGAGGAUCAGAGGGCCCAUGCCAAAUCUUUUCAGACACCUGAGGGGGAACAGGCGUUGCCAUGCCCUAUUCACGACUGUGUUGGUGUGUUUGGACCAUGAUAGGUCCUCAGAGAUGUGGACACAGAGGACCCACUCCACUACAGCCCCAUCAAUGUCAAUGGGGGCGUGCUCGGCCCUCCGUUUCCUGUAGUCCACGAUCAGCGCCUUUGUCUUGCUAACGUUGAGGGAGAGGUUGUCCUGGCACCACACUGCCAGGUCUAUGACCUCCCUGUAGGCUGUCUCAUCGUCGUCGGUGAUCAGGCCUACGGCCAUUGUAUCAAACUAAAUGAUGGCGUUGGAGUUGUGCGCGGCCACGCAGUCAUGGGUGAACAGGAAGUACAGGAGGGGACGAAGCACGCACCCCUGAGGGGCCCCCUUGUUGAGGGUUAGCGUGGUGGAUGUGUUGUUGCCUACCCUCACCACCUGGGGGUGGCCUGUCAGGAAGUCCAGGAUCCAGUUGCAGAGGGUGGUGUUUAAUCCCAGGGUCCUUAGUUUAGUGAUGAGCUUGGAGGGCACUAUGGCAGAGCUGUAGUCAAUGAACAGCCUCCUCAUGUAGGUGUUCCUUUUGUCCAGGUGGGUAAGGGCAGUGUGGAGUGUAAUCAGAGAUUGCAUCAUCUGUUGAUCUGUUGGGGCAGUAUGCGAAUUGGAGUUGGUUCAGGGUGUCUGGGAUGAUGGUGUUGAUGUGAGCCAUGACCAGCCUUUCAAAGCAUUUCAUGGCUACAGAUGUGAGUGCUACGGGGAGAUAGUCAUUUAGACAGGUUACCUUGAGGGACUAUGGUGGUCUGCUUGAAACAUGUAGGUAUUACAGACUGGGUCAGGGAGAGGUUGAAACUGUCAGUGAAGACACUUGCCUGCUAGUUAGCGCAUGCUCUGAGUACGCGUCCUGGUAAUCCGUCUGGCCCUGUGGCCUUGUGAAUGAAUGUUAACCUGUUUAAAGGUCUUACUCACAACUAGUUUAGCAUCUGCUUCAUCGGUCCACUUCCGUAUUGAGCGUCACUGGUACUUCCUGUUUGAGUUUUUGUUUGUAAACAGGAAUCCGGAGGAUAGAGUUAUGUUCAGAUUUGCCAAAUGGAGGGCGAGGGAGAGCUUUGAAUGCAUCUCUGUGUGUGGAGUAACGGUGAUCUAGAGUUUCUAUUCGCCUCAAGUUGCACAGGUGACAUGCUGGUAGACAUUCUUUUGGCAUAUUUCAGUUUCCCUGCAUUAAAAUCAACGGCCACUAGGAGCGCUGCCUCUGGAUGAGCAUUUUCUUGUUUGCUUAUGGCCCUAUACAGCUCGUUGAGUGCGGUCUUAGUACCAGCAUCAGUUGGUGGUGGUAAAUAGACAGCUAAGAAAAAUAAAGAUGAAAACUCUUGGUAAAUAGUAUGGUCUACAGCUUAUCAUGAGGUAUUCGAACUCAGAACCUUGAGACUUCCUUAAUAUUAGAGAUUGCACGCCAGCUGUUGUUAACGAAGAGACCCCCCACCCCCGAGCUUACCCGGCGCUGCUGUUCUGUCCUGCCGAUGUAUAGAAAAACCAGCUCGAUUUAUAUUUUCCAUGUCCUUGUUCAGCCAUGACUCGGUGAAACAUAGGAUAUUACAGUUCUUCAGAUCACGUUGAUAGGAUAGUCUCGAACGGAGCUGAUCCAAUUUAUUCUCCAGUGAUUGCACAUUCGCCAAUAAAACAGAGGGUAGAGGCGGUUUAUCCACUCACCGACGUAGUCUCGUCAGGUAUCCCACACCCCGGCCUCUAUAACGCCGCCUCUUCCUCCUCCUAGUGUCUGGGAUUUGGGCCUGGUCUGGGAUGAGCAGUAUGUCCUUCGCCUCCAAUUAAUUGAAGUAUAAAUCCUCAUCCAAAUCGAGGUUAGUGAUCGCUGUUUUGAUGUCCAAAAUCUAUUUUCCGUCAUAGGAAACGAUGGUGGAAACAUUAUGUACAAAAUAAAUUAAAAUCAGCUCAAAAAAUACAAAAUAGCACAAUUGGUCAGGAGCCUGUAAAACGUCUGCUAUUCCCUCCAGCACCAUUCUUUCGAAAAAACCUUUAUAUGUAUUUGUAUGUAUGUGUCUUUCGGAGGGGUAGGGUUAAAAGCAGAAGUCAAAUUUCGGUUAGACCUUGUGUGCAAUUGACCAAUAAAGCAAUCUUAAUCUUAGGAGAAGGAAAUGCAAAACUGAUCCUAGAUCAACUUGACCCUACUUUACAUUUUUACAACCCCUGCACCUCACACUCACUGGACCCCUUUAACCUUUACAUAAUUGAAUUUCAGGAAUUUGUAACAACGGUUAAUGUAAGUAAUAACACAGUUUUAAUGAUUUAUUUUAUGUAAUGAAGCCGGUUAAUGUAAUAACAUACCAAAAUCAAUGUUUUGACUUACUUCCCUUAAUUCGAUGCACAAACACAGACAAACUCAUGCACAUCAUACAGACACCCUCACAAGCACACAUUGAAAUGUGCACACACACACCACACAGACGUAUACACACACUACAGUGCGACACUGUUUUUUAAAACUUGUUCUUUGUGAUAUACUGAACGUGAAGUCAUUACAUUAACCAGUGUUAUUACAUGAAAAAGUUGUUACAGGGUGUCAAUACAUUGAAUUUGCUCUGUUUCUGUUGUAUACAUUGAGUUUGAACUCAUUCUUGAUUGUAGACGGCACCCAUGCACCCAGCCAAAGCUACACCUCCUACCACUGGAGGAGGCAAUAUUGUAGGGGAGGCGGCAACUCCAUGGAAAACUGAAGUACCAAAGGUCCAAGAGUCUCCGAAACAGACAGCCAAGGUAGAUGGCAGACAGUUGAGGAGUGUGGGGCCUCUCUCUUUGGAUCUUUAUUCUUUGCCCGGCCUGGCUCUCUUUAACCUCACUUCCCCAUUCAACACUCUCUUCCUGGGUCAUUAUUCCAUGUGUUAUGUCUUCCUCAUCAUCUCUCCCGUGAUCUUGAGGUUUUAGUCAUUCUUCCACCCCUUUAUAUGGUAUUCUAUCUUCAUAUUCUCUCUGGCGAUAUAUUUCAAAACAUAUCUCUGCUUUGGACUUCCUUACUUCUGGCCUGGAGGUGUAUGUUUGUCUAAGUAGGAAUUGAACAGACACUCUUAAGCUCUAUGACUGAGUCUUCCCAGCUUGCCUACACUUUAUGUUACGCUUAACACAUCAAGACAAACCAUGUCUUCCAAGUCUGUCACAUCUGUUGUCACCACAGAGAAGCCACAAUAUAUUUCCACCUUUACUUUUUCUUCUGGUUGCAUCACACCAUAUCUAGUAUUGCUUCUGGGUUUGUUUACCUUCCUAUUACUCUAGUAAACUGUGACUACACAUUUUGGUUCAGGUACUUCUCUUCUCACGGCGCCUUUCCUUUCCAUUACCUCUGACAGAUAAGGUGCUAACUAUCAUCCUAUCACUCCACUAAACUGUGACUGUAAGAUUAUGCGCAGCUCUCUGAACUCUUCUCUGCACCUCGUCUAAUGGCCUGAACCAUAUGCGUUUAUAGAGUGUGCCCACCACAUCAAGCAAAGUUGACAUGGCUAAAAAGGAUCCUGCUAAGCUGGUUACGGCUGUUGCUGCACCAGCAGUCGCGGCUGGAGACGCCUCUCUGAAGGGGCCACAGACCAAGGUAGACUCCAGACUACGUUGGGGUAUUAACCACGCUACAGUACAAGGCUCUUGAGGGUGGGGCUAUCCCUGGGGUUAGGGGGCUAUCAUUGAUCACUUGUUUGUGUCAUCUUCAUUCUUUCACUGUUUUCACACAAUGUAACCAAGAUCAUGAAUUAACACAGUGACACAGUAACAGGGACUUGGAAGCAGUGGAAGUAGUGAAGGAUAUCUGCUGUACCAUUUUACAUUUUAGCCAUUUAGCAGACACUCUUAUCCAGAGCGACAUACAGGAGCAAUUAGAAUUAAGUGCUUUGCUCAAGGGCACAUCGACAGAUGUUUCACCUUGUCGGCUCAGGUAUUCGAAUCAGCAACCUUUUGGUUACUGGCCCAACGCUCUUAACCGCUAGGCUACCUGCCAAUUGCUGUACCAUUCUGCAACUUUAUUUGAUUACAGGAGAAAAAAUAAGAAACCCGCACACUGCUCUUGCUAGUAUCACUGCUCUUUAUCAGAGCUCUGACGAAGGCCUUGAGGCUGAUACGUAAAAGCUUAACAUAGAGCAGUGAUACAAGCAAGAGCAGUGUGCGGGUUUCUUAUUUUUUCUCAUGUUAUUCAAUUGUUACAGUGCACCUGCAACAAAGAUAGCUCAGAUGUGCGAGUGCCUUUUGAAAUUUGACUACAGCAAAAAGAGGAAGAUCUUGUUCCUGCAUGAGUACUACCUAUGUGGGGUUGGUUGAAUUGAGCCCACAGCCAUCCAGAAGCUCAGUUGGGUAUAGGAGCUGAGCAGUGUCACAGAUAGUAGCCUAGUGUUGUAUUCACUAACCUCUCCUGCUCUGGGUUACAGGUACAGGUGGAAGUAGGUCCCCCAGGAGCUAACGCAGCCAAAGAGGUAAAUCAGCGAUCUAUCUUUUCUCUAUGUGGGUUUGAUAUUGCACUAAAAUGAAUGGCACGGAGUUGCAUUGCUCGUGUUUGAGUUGUGUUGCAUCAUGUGUAGGAGCUUACUGCGGACCCCUUCGAUGCCCUGGCUGAUUUCUUGCCCUCAUCAGAGCCUCUCGCCCCUGCAGCCCCUGUAUACACCGGGCCAGAGGUGAUAGAGGUACAGCACCCUCACAGAGUGUGUGUGUGUGUGUGUGGGUGAUGAUGUGUGUCCACCCGGUCACCAUGUAAAACAGUGUGUUGUUGUUGCAUGUGUCCACAGCAUGGAUUGACCUCAAAGAAGGGAGUGAUAUGUGGGGGGAAAGACUGCCCAUUGCCCCCAGGAUACCGAUUUGAGGACACGGUCAGUCUUUAAAUCACCCUCCUCCUCAAGUCUUCUUCCUACUGCUCCUGCACAUCAUCAUCACUUCUUCAUCUUCAUCCAACCCUCAGCCUAUUGCUCUUAGAGAGCUUUGAGUUUGCAUGUAUCUUUAGCUUUGCACUGCAGUACUCCCUUUGACAUGACACAUUUGUCUGGAACCCCUUGGUUAUCAGGUCUUCCAACAGAGAGAUACAGUGCAUUCGGAAAGUAUUCAGAACCCUUGACUUUUUCCACAUUUUGUUACGUUAUAGCCUUAUUCUUAAAUGGAAUAAAUCAUUUUUUCCCCGUUAUCAAUCUGCACACAAUACUCCAUAAUGAGAAAGCAAAAACAGGCCACUCCUGCGUUGUCUUGGCUAUGUGCUUAGGGUCGUUGUCCUGUUUGAAGGUGAACCUUCGCCCCAGUCUGAGGUCCUGAGCGCUCUGGAGCAGGUUUUAAUCAAGGAUCUCUCUGUACUUUGCUCCGUUCAUCUUUCCCUCGACCCCCACAGCAUGAUGCUGCCACCACCAUGCUUCACCGUGUGGAUGGUGCCAGGUUUCCUCCAGACGUGAAGCGUGGCAUUCAGGCCAAAUAAUUCAAUCUUGGUUUCAUCAGACCAGAGAAUCUUGUCUCUCAUGGUCUGAGAGUCCUUUAGGUGCCUUUUGGCUAACUCCAAGUGGGCUGUCAUGUGCCUUUUACUGAGGAGUGGCUUCCCUCUGGCCACUCUACCAUAAAGGCCUGGUGGAGUACUGCAGAGAUGGUUGUCCUUCUGGAAGGUUCUCCCAUAUCCACAGAGGACCUCUGGAGCUCUGUCAGAGUGACCAUCGGGUUCUUGGGCACCUCCCUGACCAAGGCCCUUCUCCCCCGAUUGCUCAGUUUGGCCGGGCAGCCAGCUCUAGGAAGAGUCUUGGUGGUUCCAAACUGUGUUCUUGGGGACCUUCAAUGCUGCAGACAUUUUUUGGUACCCUUCCCCAGAUCUGUGCUUCGACACAAUCCUCUCGGAGCUCUAUGGACAAUUCCUUCGACCUCAUUGCUUGGUUUUUGUUCUGACAUGCACUGUCAACUGUGGGACCUUUAUAUAGACAGUUGUGUGCCUCUCAGAAUCAUGUCAAAUCAAUUGAAUUUACCACAGGUGGACUCCAAUCAAGUUGUAGAUGCAUCUCAAGGAUGAUCAAUGGAGACAGGAUGCACCUGAGCUCAAUUUCGAGUCUUAUACAAAGGGUCUGAAUACUUAUGUAAAUAAGGUAUUUCAGGUUUUUUUGUUUUUUACAUUUGCAAAAAGGAAAAAAAGUAAUUUAAUAAAUUUUAGAAUAAGGCUGUAACUUAACAAGAUGUGGAAAAAGUCAAGGGAAUACUUUCCGAAUGCGCUGUAAGCCCCAUCCAGAAACAACCCCUAGCCCCUGUCUUAUCCCCUGGACACUUGUGUUAAUCUAAGAGGACUGGAUAGGUGUAAUCAAUAUGGACACAGUUUCUCCAAGCUGAUCAGAUGACAAGAUGGAACUACUACCAUAUCUAUCAUUUUCUUUCAGAUGUAUAUGAUGCAACGUAGAGGGCUUGGACUAGGGUUUAUUUCUGGACUAGGCCAAAAAAGCCUGUGUAUAGUUACCACCCUUGAAUAUUAUUUUGUCAUUAUUUUGAGAACAUGAUCAGAUUUUAUUUAAAUCUAGGCUUACUCUACUAAAAUAUGUAAUUAUUGAACUUUUGUUAUUUUGAAUAAAAAUGUAUGUUUUACUUUUCAUAGGCCCCAGUUGCAGAUGUCAAGCCAAAAGAUGUCCCGGUAAGUCAUUGUAUUUACUGCUAGGGAAUGCAGUGUCUGCUGGGGAGAAAUAUUGAGAUAUUGACUUCCCCAUCUCCUCUUUCUCUCAAUCUUCCUCACAUAUCCACUAACUAGUGCACGCACCAAUGUGCGCACACACACACACACACAAACACAGUAAAUUAACUAAACAAACCAUAGGCCAUCCCAUGGUCUCUUUUGACAGUUUUGGGUACCUCUACAGUGUGGAAUGUUGCAUUGCACUGUGGGGUGUUGGCUCUGCAAACAACAUUAGACUCACCUCAACAAGCUGGCUCUAGUUCUGCUAAACCCAUCACUUAUAAACACACACACACACUAGCAACAGAUACAUAGUCAACACACAAUCACUCAUUACUCCACACCUAUUCACCUAUACACACCUACACACACACACAUUGACCCUCUGGGUCACACCUUGUUUUGUAAUGCAGUUCUCUGUGUAGUAUACCUCUGCGUCUAAGAGCUUGAUAGAACAUGAGGCAAACUCUUUUACCCCUGAAGUAUGUUGUCAAAAGUGAGUUGUCUAGAGUUUCCCAUUGGUUAUAAAUCAUUCAUUUUUACAAGACAACUGAAACCGAUAAAUCUGAUGUUAAGUAAAAAGUCUGCUCAGAGUCCUUUGCGGAGUACUUUGAGAUUCUGGGGAAUGUGAUUGGUGGGUGUGUCGGUUCUUUUCCUGCUGGUCUGGUUUACAUAUGCCCCCUUUCAAUGCUUGGCGUUAGUCUGACACGCUCUCUAGUGGUGGAUUUGAAGACAAAACUGUUACUGUAAUGCUUUGUGUAUAAUUAAGGUUAUUUGUUUGCUUGUUUGUUUACUUGUAUCAGAAACCCAUGAGCACAGAUGAGGCUCUGGACUCCCUGUCCUUUGGGUUCACAACCUCUAUGGCUCCCAUCCCUCAUAAACAGGAGAAGGUGAGACGUUGCACUAUUAACAGGUUAUAAUCACUUAUAACAACUUGGGCACUGUUCCCUGAAACAUCCAUAACGUUACAGAAUUAUUAUUAGUCCCAUAGUCUUUCGGGUGAGACUGAGGUCCUGACCAGUGACACUGUAAAUAAUAAGUGAGGUAGGGUGGGGCGAUAUGGCCUAAAAAUAAUAUCUACAUUUUUUCAAACUUAUGGGCGAUUCACAAUAUACAGUGGGGAGAACAAGUAUUUGAUACACUGCCGAUUUUGCAGGUUUUUCUACUUACAAAGCAUGUAGAGGUCUGUAAUUUUUUAUCAUAGGUACACAUCAACUGUGAUAGACGGAAUCUAAUACAAAAAUCCAGAAAAUCACAUUGUAUGAUUUUUAAGUAAUUAAUUUGCAUUUUAUUGCAUGACAUAAGUAUUUGAUCACCUACCAACCAGUAAGAAUUCCGGCUCUCACAGACCUGUUAGUUUUUCUUUAAGAAGCCCUCCUGUUCUCCACUCAUUACCUGUAUUAACUGCACCUGUUUGAACUCGUUACCUGUAUAAAAGACACCUGUCCACACACUCAAUCAAACAGACUCCAACCUCUCCACAAUGGCCAAGACCAGAGAGCUGUGUAAGGACAUCAGGGAUAAAAUGGUAGACCUGCACAAGGCUGGGAUGGGCUACAGGACAAUAGGCAAGCAGCUUGGUGAGAAGGCAACAACUGUUGGCGCAAUUAUUAGAAAAUGGAAGAAGUUCAAGAUGACGGUCAAUCACCCUCGGUCUGGGGCACCAUGCAAGAUCUCACCUCGUGGGGCAUCAAUGAUCAUGAGGAAGGUGUGGGAUCAGCCCAGAACUACACGGCAGGACCUGGUCAAUGACCUGAAGAGAUCUGGGACCACAGUCUCAAAGAAAACCAUUAAUAACACACUACGCCGUCAUGGAUUAAAAUCCUGCAGCGCACGCAAGGUCCCCCUGCUCAAGCCAGCGCAUGUCCAGGCCCGUCUGAAGUUUGCCAAUGACCAUCUGGAUGAUCCAGAGGAGGAAUGGGAGAAGGUCAUGUGGUCUGAUGAGACAAAAAUAUAGCUUUUUGGUCUAAAUUCCACUCGCCGUGUUUGGAGGAAGAAGAAGGAUGAGUACAACCCCAAGAACACCAUCCCAACCGUGAAGCAUGAAGGUGGAAACAUCAUUCUUUGGGGAUGCUUUUCUGCAAAGGGGACAGGACGACUGCACCGUAUUGAGGGGAGGAUGGAUGGGGCCAUGUAUCGCGAGAUCUUGGCCAACAACCUCCUUCCCUCAGUAAGAGCAUUGAAGAUGGGUUGUGGCUGGGUCUUCCAGCAUGACAACAACCCGAAACACACAGCCAGGGCAACUAAGGAGUGGCUCCGUAAGAACCAUCUCAAGGUCCUGGAGUGGCCUAGCCAGUCUCCAGACCUGAACCCAAUAGAAAAUCUUUGGAGGGAGCUGAAAGUCCGUAUUGCCCAGCGACAGCCCCGAAACCUGAAGGAUCUGGAGAAGGUCUGUAUGGAGGAGUGGGCCAAAAUCCCUGCUGCAGUGUGUGCAAACCUGGUCAAGACCUACAGGAAACGUAUGAUCUCUGUAAUUGCAAACAAAGGUUUCUGUACCAAAUAUUAAGUUCUGCUUUUCUAAUGUAUCAAAUACUUAUGUCAUGCAAUACAAUGCAAAUCAAUUACUUAAAAAUCAUACAAUGUGAUUUUCUGGAUUUUUGUUUUAGAUUCCGUCUCUCACAGUUGAAGUGUACCUAUGAUAAAAAUUACAGACCUCUACAUGCUUUGUAAGUAGGAAAACCUGCAAAAUCGGCAGUGUAUCAAAUACUUGUUCUCCCCACUGUAUAUCUUAAUUUUUUUUUAUGUUUACUCUAAAUAAAUGUUGUUGUACAAUUAAAGGUCAAAUACACUGCAUUUUAAACAGUCAGCAAUAAUCAAAUGAAUUCAGGGCUUGUGAAGUUAAACCUAGGCUAAAUACACUACGUGACCAAAGGUAUGUGGACACCUGCUCGACGAACAUCUCAUUCCAAAACCAUGGGCAUGAAUAUGGAGUUGGUCCCCCCUUUGCUGCUAUAACAGCCUCCACUCUUCUGGGAAGGCUUCAAUAUGACCGAUUCUGUUGCACUAAACCUGAAGUACAAGUAGCGAGUUGAAACCGCUUGUCAGUGAGGAUAUGAUCUCUCAACUUUGUUGGCGUGAGAGGCAAGGCUUGUUGGUGUGUGUAAAGCAUAGAGGAACAGGCGAACAUCUCGCUAAAAUCUGUCCAAAAUAAGCCCAAUGCGUUUCUAUGGGUUUAUUUUGAACGUAAACUUGUUAGGGCGGAGACUUGCAUUUCUUUAGUAUAUAUAGAUUUCUGGUGUAAAUGGGGAGGUGCACAGAAGGAGCGAAAGAGACGAGACUAAAAAUACAACACGAAAACAAACGGAAGUAAACGCUCAUAAAAAAUAUAAAUUAUAAAACCUUGAUUCUUGCGAUACAGGCAUACAUUCGAAUUAAUUCGAUAUAUCGCCCAGCCCUAAAGUGAGGUGUCAUUAAAACCCGAUGAUAUUUCAUCUGUUGACAGAAAGUGGAGGAUUUGGCUGCCAUUGAUGCCUUGUCUGCUGGCUUCUCCAACUUUGCUCCACCUCCAUCAGCUCCCAUCAAGGUAAAGAAAGACAGAUUAUAUUAACUGUCAUUAGCAUGAGAUGGUAAACUGUUAUGAGAACCAAUGUCAAGUUAUGUCAACUGACAUAGCACAGUCAUAAUGACACAUAGCACAAUGUAGGCUAGCUUGUUGGACAGCUAACUUGCUAGCCACUUACUGCUGAUGCUAAUGCCAUAUUGUAUUGAUGAUACAUACAAGAUGACCAUUUAUUUCAUUUUGACACAGUGUCAGCUGUAAUAGCUUAUGACAACUGUUAUGUCAUGUUAACGUUCUGUAAAGACAGCCUUCUGGUGAAGGCUUCAAAUGAGCUUUCCCCGGUUCCUCUCAACUAGAACCUAAGAAACAGUAUUUAACAAACCAAAUAAUAAUCUUCUUCUUCUUCCAGAAAGCUGAAGAGUUUAUGUCUGCUCCUGUGACCAAGUCUCCUGCUCCCCCCGCUGACAAGAAAGCUAAGGUGGAAAAGGUAAAUAACACCAAAGAAACAGGUCCUACAUCAUGACUACAUCACAUAAGCCAUGCAUAACACUAAAUAAACCAUGACAAACGCUUAUGUCCAAUGUUAUACUGGGAUGUCCAAUGUUGCAGCUGACCCUGUUGUGUGUGUGAUGAGUUGGGUUGAGUACUUUGUCAUCAAAAAAAGCUAUAUCCAUGCAAAUGGAAAACAAACUCUUCAACAAACUAUGUUAUACUUAACGUUGUCGGUGAUCAGGCCUACCACUGUUGUGUUGUCGGCAAACAUAAUGAUGGUGUUGGAAUCGUGCCUGGCCAUGCAGUCAUGGGUGAACAGGGAGUACAGGAGGGGACUGAGCACGCACCCCUGAGGGGCCCCCGUGUUGAGGAUCAGUGUGGCAGAUGUGUUGUUACCUACCCUUACCACCUGGGGGCGGUCCGUCAGGAAGUCCAGGAUCCAGUUGCAGAGGGAGGUGUUUAGUCCUAGGAUCCUUAGCUUAGUGAUGAGCUUUGAGGGCACUAUGGUGUUGAAUGCUGAGCUGUAGUCAAUGAAUAGCAUUCUCACGUAGGUGUUCCUCUUGUCCAGGUCGGAAAGGGCAGUGUGGAGUGCAAUAGAGAUUGCAUCAUCUGUGGAUCUGUUGGGGCGGUAUGCAAAUUGGAGUGUGUCUAGGGUUUCUGGGAUAAUGGUGUUGAUGUGAGCCAUGACCAGCCUUUCAAAGCACUUCAUGGCUACAGACGUCAGUGCUACGGGUCGGUAGUCAUUUAGGCAGGUUAUCUUAGUGUCCUUGGGCACGGGGACUAUGGUGGUCUGCUUGAAACAUGUUGGUAUUACAGACUCAGUCAGGGACAUGUUGAAAAUGUCAGUGAAGACACUUGCCAGUUGGUCAGCAUAUGCUCGGAGUACACGUCCUGGUAAUCCGUCUGGCCCUGCGGCCUUGUGAAGGUUGACCUGCUUAAAAGUCUUACUCACAUUGGCUACGGAGAGCGUGAUCACAUAGUCAUCCGGAACAGAUGGUGCUCUCAUGCAUGCUUCAGUGUUGCUUGCCUCGAAGCGAGCAUAGAAGUGGUUUAGCUCGUCUGGAAGUCUUGUGUCACUGGGCUGCUCGUGGCUGUGCUUCCCUUUGUAGUCUGUAAUAGUUUUCAAGCCCUGCCACAUCCGACGAGCGUCAGAGCCGGUGUAGUACAAUUCAAUCUUAGUCCUGUACUGACUCUUUGCCUAUUUUAUUAUUAUUAUUAUUUGAUGGUUCGUCUAAGGGCAUAGCGGGAUUUCUUAUAAGCGUCCGGGUUAGAGUCCCUCAGUGCGGAUGUUGCCUGUAAUCCAUGGCUUCUGGUUGGGGUAUGUACGUACGGUCACUGUAUAGAGACACCCUCACAAUCACAAAUUGAAAUGUACACAUGCACAAACACACACACCACACACACACACACACACCACACAGACGCGUAUACACACACACUACAGUGUGACACUGUUUUAUAUGAUAUACUGAAUGUGAAAUUUCUAUCAAAACCUUUCUCAUUCUGUUCCCAAAUUGACCUAGCUAUGAUACCUAUUUUUUCAUUAAAAAAAAAAAAGUGAUUGACAUACAAGAAAGUAUGAUCGUCCUGAUCAUCUAACUUACAGUAAAAUAGACUUGAAAUGAUUACCUGUAACCUGAUGUUGUGAUUGUGGGUCAUGUUGUUGCUGGACCAUAUGUAUUUAUGUCUUUGUCAUAACUAGUUGGAUUCUACGAGGAAAGCAUCCCUUCAUCAAACAUUCCAAUUGGCUCAACAACCAAAUGUUCACAUUGUUGCUGUGGAUUUUGUCAUACCCACAAUUUAUGAUCAAAUCUGUGCGUACACAUUUUUUAAAUAAAUGAGGCCCUUGGUCUCCCAUCCAGGGAGCGAGUAGCACCAAUCCUGCUUAGCUUCAGAAGGAAGCCACUAUUUUGGUGUAUGGGGCUGGGACUGAUGAAAUGUAACCCCUUUCAAAUUCAUAGACAGUGCACUAGAUGCAUGGACAGUCCAUGACAGCCACAUUGAUAGUUUUAAACAGAAGCUAUACACAAUGUCUCUGUCUGACCCAGCUGACUAAUGAGUGUCUGUGUUCAGAGUCUGAAGAGUCUCUCUGCUCUAACUCUCUCUGAGACUUUUAUACUGCCACAUAUGAAUAUUCAUAAGCAUAUCAUAGGUGAAACAAAGUUGUUGUCCACUUCUUAGAGGUCCAAUCCUGCAAGGGCGUGUUAAGCAAGCGAAAGAGAGUGAGUUGAUACUCACCUGAUAACGUAAUAAUCACAGGUUAACGUAACUUAUUACAUUAAGCGGAAAAGGUUAUCCGUUCCAAUUGUUUAUUACAUUAAAUAGCAAGUUAUUACAUUAGUUAUUAUUAGUUAUUAAAUUAACUGGUUUUAUUACAUAAAAAAAUCAAUUGUUGUUAUUGCAUUAACCGUUGUUACAGGGUGUCAUCAUACAUCGAAUUUGCUCUGUUUCUGUUGUAUACAUUGAGUUUGAACUCAUUCUUGAUUGUAGACGGCACCCAUGCACCCAGCCAAAGCUACACCUCCUACCACUGGAGGAGGCAAUAUUGUAGGGGAGGCGGCAACUCCAUGGAAAACUGAAGUACCAAAGGUCCAAGAGUCUCCGAAACAGACAGCCAAGGUAGAUAGCAGACAGUUGAGGAGUGUGGGGCCUCUCUCUUUGGAUCUUUAUUCUUUGCCCGGCCUGGCUCUCUUUAACCUCACUUCCCCAUUCAACACUCUCUUCCUGGGUCAUUAUUCCAUGUGUUAUGUCUUCCUCAUCAUCUCUCCCGUGAUCUUGAGGUUUUAGUCAUUCUUCCACCCCUUUAUAUGGUAUUCUAUCUUCAUAUUCUCUCUGGCGAUAUAUUUCAAAACAUAUCUCUGCUUUGGACUUCCUUACUUCUGGCCUGGAGGUGUAUGUUUGUCUAAGUAGGAAUUGAACAGACACUCUUAAGCUCUAUGACUGAGUCUUCCCAGCUUGCCUACACUUUAUGUUACGCUUAACACAUCAAGACAAACCAUGUCUUCCAAGUCUGUCACAUAUGUUGUCACCACAGAGAAGCCACAAUAUAUUUCCACCUUUACUUUUUCUUCUGGUUGCAUCACACCAUAUCUAGUAUUGCUUCUGGGUUUGUUUACCUUCCUAUUACUCUAGUAAACUGUGACUACACAUUUUGGUUCAGGUACUUCUCUUCUCACGGCGCCUUUCCUUUCCAUUACCUCUGACAGAUAAGGUGCUAACUAUCAUCCUAUCACUCCACUAAACUGUGACUGUAAGAUUAUGCGCAGCUCUCUGAACUCUUCUCUGCACCUCGUCUAAUGGCCUGAACCAUAUGCGUUUAUAGAGUGUGCCCACCACAUCAAGCAAAGUUGACAUGGCUAAAAAGGAUCCUGCUAAGCUGGUUACGGCUGUUGCUGCACCAGCUGUCGCGGCUGGAGACGCCUCUCUGAAGGGGCCACAGACCAAGGUAGACUCCAGACUACGUUGGGGUAUUAACCACGCUACAGUACAAGGCUCUUGAGGGUGGGGCUAUCCCUGGGGUUAGGGGGCUAUCAUUGAUCACUUGUUUGUGUCAUCUUCAUUCUUUCACUGUUUUCACACAAUGUAACCAAGAUCAUGAAUUAACACAGUGACACAGUAACAGGGACUUGGAAGCAGUGGAAGUAGUGAAGGAUAUCUGCUGUACCAUUUUACAUUUUAGCCAUUUAGCAGACACUCUUAUCCAGAGCGACAUACAGGAGCAAUUAGAAUUAAGUGCUUUGCUCAAGGGCACAUCGACAGAUGUUUCACCUUGUCGGCUCAGGUAUUCGAAUCAGCAACCUUUUGGUUACUGGCCCAACGCUCUUAACCGCUAGGCUACCUGCCAAUUGCUGUACCAUUCUGCAACUUUAUUUGAUUACAGGAGAAAAAAUAAGAAACCCGCACACUGCUCUUGCUAGUAUCACUGCUCUUUAUCAGAGCUCUGACGAAAGCCUUGAGGCUGAUACGUAAAAGCUUAACAUAGAGCAGUGAUACAAGCAAGAGCAGUGUGCGGGUUUCUUAUUUUUUCUCAUGUUAUUCAAUUGUUACAAUGCACCUGCAACAAAGAUAGCUCAGAUGUGCGAGUGCCUUUUGAAAUUUGACUACAGCAAAAAGAGGGUGCUCUUGUUCCUGCAUGAGUACUACCUAUGUGGGGUUGGUUGAAUUGAGCCCACAGCCAUCCAGAAGCUCAGUUGGGUAUAGGAGCUGAGCAGUAUCACAGAUAGUAGCCUAGUGUUGUAUUCACUAACCUCUCCUGCUCUGGGUUACAGGUACAGGUGGAAGUAGGUCCCCCAGGAGCUAACGCAGCCAAAGAGGUAAAUCAGCGAUCUAUCUUUUCUCUAUGUGGGUUUGAUAUUGCACUAAAAUGAAUGGCACGGAGUUGCAUUGCUCGUGUUUGAGUUGUGUUGCAUCAUGUGUAGGAGCUUACUGCGGACCCCUUCGAUGCCCUGGCUGAUUUCUUGCCCUCAUCAGAGCCUCUCGCCCCUGCAGCCCCUGUAUACACCGGGCCAGAGGUGAUAGAGGUACAGCACCCUCACAGAGUGUGUGUGUGUGUGUGUGGGUGAUGAUGUGUGUCCACCCGGUCACCAUGUAAAACAGUGUGUUGUUGUUGCAUUUGUCCACAGCAUGGAUUGACCUCAAAGAAGGGAGUGAUAUGUGGGGGGAAAGACUGCCCAUUGCCCCCAGGAUACCGAUUUGAGGACACGGUCAGUCUUUAAAUCACCCUCCUCCUCAAGUCUUCUUCCUACUGCUCCUGCACAUCAUCAUCACUUCUGCAUCUUCAUCCAACCCUCAGCCUAUUACUGUUAGAGAGCUUUGAGUUUGCAUGUAUCUUUAGCUUUGCACUGCAGUACUCCCUUUGACAUGACACAUUUGUCUGGAACCCCUUGGUUAUCAGGUCUUCCAACAGAGAGAUACAGUGCAUUCGGAAAUAAUUCAGAACCCUUGACUUUUUCCACAUUUUGUUACGUUAUAGCCUUAUUCUUAAAUGGAAUAAAUAAUUUUUUCCCCGUUAUCAAUCUGCACACAAUACUCCAUAAUGAGAAAGCAAAAACAGGCCACUCCUACGUUGUCUUGGCUAUGUGCUUAGGGUCGUUGUCCUGUUUGAAGGUGAACCUUCGCCCCAGUCUGAGGUCCUGAGCGCUCUGGAGCAGGUUUUCAUCAAGGAUCUCUCUGUACUUUGCUCCGUUCAUCUUUCCCUCGACCCCCACAGCAUGAUGCUGCCACCACCAUGCUUCACCCUAUGGAUGGUGCCAGGUUUCCUCCAGAGGUGAAGCGUGGCAUUCAGGCUAAAGAAUUCAAUCUUGGUUUCAUCAGACCAGAGAAUCUUGUCUCUCAUGGUCUGAGAGUCCUUUAGGUGCCUUUUGGCUAACUCCAAGUGGUCUGUCAUGUGCCUUUUACUGAGGAGUGGCUUCCCUCUGGCCACUCUACCAUAAAGGCCUGGUGGAGUACUGCAGAGAUGGUUGUCCUUCUGGAAGGUUCUCCCAUAUCCACAGAGGACCUCUGGAGCUCUGUCAGAGUGACCAUCGGGUUCUUGGGCACCUCCCUGACCAAGGCCCUUCUCCCCCGAUUGCUCAGUUUGGCCUGGGCAGCCAACUCUCAGGUAAGAGUCUUGGUGGUUCCAACUGUGUUCUUGGGGACCUUCAAUGCUGCAGACAUUUUUUGGUACCCUUCCCCAGAUCUGUGCUUCGACACAAUCCUCUCGGAGCUCUAUGGACAAUUCCUUCGACCUCAUUGCUUGGUUUUUGUUCUGACAUGCACUGUCAACUGUGGGACCUUUAUAUAGACAGUUGUGUGCCUCUCAGAAUCAUGUCAAAUCAAUUGAAUUUACCACAGGUGGACUCCAAUCAAGUUGUAGAUGCAUCUCAAGGAUGAUCAAUGGAGACAGGAUGCACCUGAGCUCAAUUUCGAGUCUUAUACAAAGGGUCUGAAUACUUAUGUAAAAAAGGUAUUUCAGGUUUUUUUGUUUUUUACAUUUGCAAAAAGGAAAAAAAGUAAUUUAAUCAAUUUUAGAAUAAGGCUGUAACUUAACAAGAUGUGGAAAAAGUCAAGGGAAUACUUUCCGAAUGCGCUGUAAGCCCCAUCCAGAAACAACCCCUAGCCCCUGUCUUAUCCCCUGGACACUUGUGUUAAUCUAAGAGGACUGGAUAGGUGUAAUCAAUAUGGACACAGUUUCUCCAAGCUGAUCAGAUGACAAGAUGGAACUACUACCAUAUCUAUCAUUUUCUUUCAGAUGUAUAUGAUGCAACGUAGAGGGCUUGGACUAGGGUUUAUUUCUGGACUAGGCCAAAAAAGCCUGUGUAUAGUUACCACCCUUGAAUAUUAUUUUGUCAUUAUUUUGAGAACAUGAUCAGAUUUUAUUUAAAUCUAGGCUUACUCUACUAAAAUAUGUAAUUAUUGAACUUUUGUUAUUUUGAAUAAAAAUGUAUGUUUUACUUUUCAUAGGCCCCAGUUGCAGAUGUCAAGCCAAAAGAUGUCCCGGUAAGUCAUUGUAUUUACUGCUAGGGAAUGCACUGUAUGCUGGGGAGAAAUAUUGAGAUAUUGACUUCCCCAUCUCCUCUCCUCUUUCUCUCAAUCUUUCUCACAUAUCCACUAACUAGUGCAGCACCAAUGUGCGCACACACACACACACACAAACACAGUAAAUUAACUAAACAAACCAUAGGCCAUCCCAUGGUCUCUUUUGACAGUUUUGGGUACCUCUACAGUUGGGAAUGUUGCAUUGCACUGUGGGGUGUUGGCUCUGCAAACAACAUUAGACUCACCUCAACAAGCUGGCUCUAGUUCUGCUAAACUCAUCACUUAUAAACACACACACACUAGCAACAGAUACAUAGUCAACACACAAUCACUCAUUACUCCACACCUAUUCACCUAUACACACCUACACACACACACAUUGACCCUCUGGGUCACACCUUGUUUUGUAAUGCAGUUCUCUGUGUAGUAUACCUCUGCGUCUAAGAGCUUGAUAGAACAUGAGGCAAACUCUUUUACCCCUGAAGUAUGUUGUCAAAAGUGAGUUGUCUAGAGUUUCCCAUUGGUUAUAAAUCGUUCAUUUUUACAAGACAACUGAAACCGAUAAAUCUGAUGUUAAGUAAAAAGUCUGCUCAGAGUCCUUUGCGGAGUACUUUGAGAUUCUGGGGAAUGUGAUUGGUGGGUGUGUCGGUUCUUUUCCUGCUGGUCUGGUUUACAUAUGCCCCCUUUCAAUGCUUGGCGUUAGUCUGACACGCUCUCUAGUGGUGGAUUUGAAGACAAAACUGUUACUGUAAUGCUUUGUGUAUAAUUAAGGUUAUUUGUUUGCUUGUUUGUUUACUUGUAUCAGAAACCCAUGAGCACAGAUGAGGCUCUGGACUCCCUGUCCUUUGGGUUCACAACCUCUAUGGCUCCCAUCCCUCAUAAACAGGAGAAGGUGAGACGUUGCACUAUUAACAGGUUAUAAUCACUUAUAACAACUUGGGCACUGUUCCCUGAAACAUCCAUAACGUUACAGAAUUAUUAUUAGUCCCAUAGUCUUUCGGGUGAGACUGAGGUCCUGACCAGUGACACUGUAAAUAAUAAUGAGGUGGCAUAUGCCUAAAAAGAAUAUCUUAAUUUUUCAAACUAUGGGCGAUUCACAUAUACAGUGGGUAAACAGUAUUGAUACACUGCCGAUUUGCAGGUUUCCUACUACAAAGCUGUAAGGUCUGUAAUUUUUAUCAUAGGUACACAUCAACUGUGAUAGACGGAAUCUAAUACAAAAAUCCAGAAAUCACUUGUAUGAUUGUAAGAAAUUCAUUUAUGCAUGACAUAAGUAUGAUCACCUCCACCAGUAAGAUUCCGGCUAUCACAGACUGUUAGUUUUCUUUAAGAAGCCCUCCUGUCUCCACUCUUACUGUAUUAACUGCACCUGUAUUUGAAAUGACUCUUACCUGUAAUAAAGACACCUGUCACACCAUGUCCAACCUCUCUCCACAUGGCCAUGACCAAGAGCUGUAAGGAUCCGGCCUUAUCACAUACGGUUGCACAGUGGGUGGCGUUAUGACAACAAAGACUCAUGACAGCUUCAAGAGAAGGCACCUUCCGCAGGUGUAUCAACAAACAGUAUUUAACAAACCAAAUAAUAAUCUUCUUCUUCUUCUUCUUCUUCCAGAAAGCUGAAGAGUUUAUGUCUGCUCCUGUGACCAAGUCUCCUGCUCCCCACCGCUGACAAGAAAGCUAAGGUGGAAAAGGUAAAUAACACCAAAGAAACAGGUCCUACAUCAUGACUACAUCACAUAAGCCUAAUCACAUAAUGCACAUUCACUAAUCAUGACUAACUUCUUGUAGCAGGCAUUAGGCUAUAGAAAAUUAGCACAGGUCUCAUCAACAAUCUCUCAAGCCCAUGUGCUAGUGAUUAGCCAGUUUAUCUUCAUAUUUCAAGUGUAGCCAGUUUGGCUCUAUUUGCUAGCUAACAAGGUUGAACAGUUGAAUUGUUAUGAACCCACCCUUUGUCUGUCUCCAACUGUUUGAAAAGCAUGUUAGCAUGUCCACUUUGUUCAGAUGUUGAAAUCAAGUGGCCUACUUAUUUCUCAGAAUGAGAACGAGUUGCCAAUUCCUAAUGAAUCAGGGCUUUGAAGUUAAAACCUAGGCUAAAUACACACGUGACCAAAGGGAUGUGGACACCUGCUCGACGAAACAUAUCAUCACAAACCAUGGGCUGAAUAUGGAGUGGUCCCCCCUUUGCUGCUAUAACAGCUCCACUCUUCUGGGAAGGUCAAUAUGACCGAUUCUGUUGCACUAAACCUGAAGUACAAGUAGCGAGUUGAAACCGCUUGUCAGUGAGGAUAUGAUCUCUCAACUUUGUUGGCGUGAGAGGCAAGGCUUGUUGGUGUGUGUAAAGCAUAGAGGAACAGGCGAACAUCUCGCUAAAAUCUGUCCAAAAUAAGCCCAAUGCGUUUCUAUGGGUUUAUUUUUAACGUAAACUUGUUAGGGCGGAGACUUGCAUUUCUUUAGUAUAUAUAGAUUUCUGGUGUAAAUGGGGAGGUGCACAGAAGGAGCGAAAGAGACGAGACUAAAAAUACAACACGAAAACAAGCGGAAGUAAACGCUCAUAAAAAAUAUAAAUUACAAAACCUUGAUUCUUGCGAUACAGGCAUACAUUCGAAUUAAUUCGAUAUAUCGCCCAGCCCUAAAGUGAGGUGUCAUUAUAACCCGAUGAUAUUUCAUCUGUUGACAGAAAGUGGAGGAUUUGGCUGCCAUUGAUGCCUUGUCUGCUGGCUUCUCCAACUUUGCUCCACCUCCAUCAGCUCCCAUCAAGGUAAAGAAAGACAGAUUAUAUUAACUGUCAUUAGCAUGAGAUGGUAAACUGUUAUGAGAACCAAUGUUAAGUUAUGUCAACUGACAUAGCACAGUCAUAAUGACACAUAGCACAAUGUAGGCUAGCUUGUUGGACAGCUAACUUGCUAGCCACUUACUGCUGAUGCUAAUGCCAUAUUGUAUUGAUGAUACAUACAAGAUGACCAUUUAUUUCAUUUUGACACAGUGUCAGCUGUAAUAGCUUAUGACAACUGUUAUGUCAUGUUAACGUUCUGUAAAGACAGCCUUCUAGUGAAGGCUUCAAAUGAGCUUUCCCCGGUUCCUCUCAACUAGAACCUAAGAAACAGUAUUUAACAAACCAAAUAAUCUUCUUCUUCUUCUUCUUCUUCUUCCAGAAAGCUGAAGAGUUUAUGUCUGCUCCUGUGACCAAGUCUCCUGCUCCCCCCGCUGACAAGAAAGCUAAGGUGGAAAAGGUAAAUAACACCAAAGAAACAGGUCCUACAUCAUGACUACAUCACAUAAGCCAUGCAUAACACUAAAUAAACCAUGACAAACGCUUAUGUCCAAUGUUAUACUGGGAUGUCCAAUGUUGCAGCUGACACUGUGCUACUCAGCCUGUUGUGUGUGUGAUGAGUUGGGUUGAGUACUUUGUCAUCAAAAAAAGCUAUAUCCAUGCAAAUGGACAACAAACUAUGUUAUACUUAUGUUGGGUUGUGAAGCUGUUAUCUAUUGACAUGUGUUUGUGUUUCAGUUUGCUGGUGACUUCUCUCUGAUGUCAGGAUUGGACUCCCCACUGGACACCAAGCCCAAGACAGAUGAGGUUUGGCAAAUGAGGGCUACAGUUUCUAUCUAACAACCAACGAAAUACUAGUCUUUACAGUAGAGAUGUAUUGCAGUUAUUCUUGUACUAUGCACCAUCCAUUGUGCUAUUGAUCACAUUAUCUAAUCCAUAUACCCCCUUGUCUCCCCCUCCCUAUGUCCCACUGCCCCCCUCUCUGCCUCUGUGUCCCUCUCUGUCCUCCUCUGUCUGUGUCUUCAGGGUGGCUCCAUGUCUCUGGAGGCUCUCAGUGAUCUGGGAGACUCUCUGGCUGCUCCAGAACCAGCGCCUGAACCUCCCAAGAUCAGACCUGAGGACGUUGUCACGGUAUACUGACUUGUAUUCCCUUUAUUAUUUAUGGAGCUCAUAGCUGAAUUGUUUAGUCUCUGAAGAUGACAGCAACUCCUGCUGUGACGGAUAGAGUUUAUGUGGCAUUUCGUAUGGCCAUAGGUGCUACAUUUUGUGUGUGACAUUAUUUUGUGUUCAUUUCUGCUCUUCAGGAGGGCAAACUGACAUCGAAGAAGGGAGUGUUUGUGGGUGAGAGAGACCACACUCUCCCACCAAAGUACAGGUUCACAGAGGACAAAGUCAAAGGUCUACCUCCUCCCAAGCCAGAGGUGGGUCUCAUAUAGGCAAAGCACAAGUAAUUGGGAGAUAAAAGAGGACAAAUUCUGUAUCACUAUAUUAAAAGAUCCUGGAUGAACCAGCACCAAAGAGAACCAGGAAUUAAUGAAGCUAGGGAAUCUCCUCCCUCUCCUCUCUUUUCUCUCUCUCUUCAGCCCUCCAUGGACUCUGGUGAGGCUCUGAACAUCCUGUCAGGUGACUUCAUGUCUUCCUCUGUGGCUCCAGCUGUCCAGGCUCCUGUCCUCUGCCCCCCAGCUCCUCCCACGCAGGUGAACAACACCCUCUGCCAUUCGUCGCUCACUUAUCAAACCAUCCUGAUUGGUCUGCUCUGUAUAAAUCUAUGAUCAUCCAAUACAUGUUUUUAUGUCUAGUUGCUUAUGUCUCUUAGUGUUUUCAUUAUCAGUAGUAUAACAGCUUAAUUAACAUGUACAUGCCUUGUUCUUGUUUUUUCCUUUUAUCUCUCCUCUCUUCUGUGUCAAGGCAUCAGAUGACUUUGCCUUGGAUGCCCUGGCAGAGGACUUUGUAGCCCCAGCUGUUGCUCCUGCUGUAAAAUCUGCUGUUGACCGCCAGGUACUAAGACACACUUCAUGUGAUAUCAUUGUUGUCUUAUGCUUCAUUCACGUCCAAGAUAUCGGGUCAGUCACAUUUCCAUUGUAACUUGUCAGUGUGUGUAGCUAUCUACAGGGACAGUAGAUGCUCUAGAUACCUUGUCAGACACCCUGAUGGACAAGACUCCUAUCCCAGAGCCUGCUCCUGUCUCAGUCAGAGACAUCGUCAAGGUACUUAGAUUUUAUAAAGGGUUUAUGCAGGCUUAAUUAAGCCUACAUAAGAUAUACUUAGUUUAAAGUGUGACGGAAAAUUCCCUCUGUGCAACAAAACUGCCUAAAGCUAAAUAUUCUGCGAAUUUCGAGAUUAUCAUCUCCAUUCCUUGGUCAAAAUAGAAGCCUUACCUCAAUGCAACUAAACCUGUAGCCAAUACGAGCUAAUGCUAUCUGUUAUUUUACCUCAGUCUGCUCUCUGCUCAUCCUAGGAGAAAAAGAUUAUGGAGGAGAAGCUUAUCAAGGUGGGGGAGAGAGAUGACAGCCUUCCAGCUGAGUAUCGGCCCACAGAGAAAGACCGAAAGGUAACAUAUCAAUAGUAGUAGUAGUAGGAAAUAAAACAGGGAAUCCUGAAGAUGCUAAUUCUAAUCUAAUGUGCUAAUGAUAAUGUAAAUGCUAAUGCUAAUAAUGCAUAAAUAAAAAGGUAAACAACCUUUACAUGCAUUUACGCUCCACUACAUACCCUGAACAUUUCACAAUAAACCAUAAAUAAUACUAUACCAUUCUGAUCACUUUCAUCUUUUGUUUUUACAUUGGAUUUGGACUAAAUAAUAAAAAACUGUUUAUACCCUGUGAGGUGGAUAUAGGGUGUAAGCAAGGCUGUAUAUUUAAUAAGGUUAUGUGUCUUUUCUCCUCACAGGCAAUGGCAGAGGCCAAAGCCCAGGCUGAUGUUAGACCCAAGCAGGUGAGGUUUAUGUCCAAUCGUAUCUAUAAUCGCACAGGUCAGUCAUAUACAAUGUCAAACUGUAUUGAACACAAUGCAACAAACCGGAUGUACAGUACAUAAGUGACCAUCUUCCUCUCUCCUUAUAGCCGUCGAUGGAUGACAGCGAGGCCCUCAACCUCUUGUCCAAUGACUUCUCUUCCUCAGCUGGUCCAGCUGCAGCCUCAGUAGCCGUGACAACAGAACAGAGACAGCCCAGUCUGAAGGUACGUAACUACUGCAGACUAACAGACCGCCAAAGUGAGUCUCCGAGUAGGACGGUUGAUUUAGGAUCAGUUUAGCCUUUUAGAUCAUAAUGAAUAAUAUUAUAUAGACAGGGGUGAGACCUAAUCCUAAAUCAGCACUCCUAUGCUGAAACGCUUUUUGAAUACAGGCCCUGUGAUGUUGUGUUAGUUGGCAGGUUAAUUAAUUGACUGGCUGUUUGCGUUUCUCUGUCUAGCCCAUGUCUGCCCUUGUCCUGGAUGACCUGGCAGGCACCCUGCUCCCAGAUGCCCCCGAGUUCAAAUCCAAGGAAGACAAGCCAAAGGUGAGGAGGGUAUCUAGCAGCAACAUUUACAUUUAGCAGACGCUCUUAUCCAGAGUGACUGACAGUUAGUGAUUGCGUACAUUUUUCAUACUGGCCCCCCGUGGGAAUCGAACCCACAACCCUGGCGUUGCAAACGCCAUGCUCUACCAACUGAGCUACACGGGACCUGUGGUCUCAUUACAAUAAUCAUGUCAAAAUAGUGACAUUUAACCAGUGAAGUUGUACGUCUCAAAACAUUCAGACAUAUUUCUAAUAAAAUCUGCUAGUUUAGUAAAGGCAAACGAGGGCCGGGAUUUUAUCCAAACGCAGGUUAUAGGCAAUGUAGCUUUAAAUGGCAAUGUUCCUGCGGGUGCGGAGAUUGCAUUCACGGUACACGCUGCAUAUGUCAGCUCAAUCGGACAUUGCAUUUAAAAGCCGCAUUGCAUAUAACCCUUGAUGUGAUUAAAUCCCGGUCUAACCAUUGAUUCUCUGGUUAUAGAGACAGUGGUUGUUGAUUGUCUUACAGCGCCCUUUAGUGUUAACCAGAAGUCUCCCAUAUCACAUAUCACCAUAGUGCUCCCUAAAGUUAUGUCCACUCUGACCAAUGUCUCCACUUUGUUUGUUGUAGAGCAAGAGCAAGUCAAGGUCGAAGUCAAAGGUAAGGAAACUACCUUGAGAAAACAUGAAUGAAAUUAUGUCCUAAUAAUCAUGCGAGAUACAUACCCAUAUCAAUGUCCUCUAAUUGACUUGACCUUUUGCCUCAGAAACAAAAGGAGGAGGAUCUGUCAGCCCUAGACCACCUAUCUGGACAGCUGAGUUCAGACGUAGUGCCAGCAUCCACAAAUAAGGGUGGCAAGAGCUAG